CACCCAGAAGACAAUUUUUUCAUCUCUGUAUUAUUAUUCUCCUCAUAUUGCUGAUGUAAGCUUGAUACAUUUCUGUGUAGGCCUGUUGAAUACAGACAUUCAGUCCAACAGGCUUCAGUUUAUCUGCCAUGAAGAUUAUAUCUGAUCAAUUUUAAACCUUUGUUCAGAAAUUCCCCUCUUCGCUGCUGCAGAAGCCCCAUGAGGACUCAUGGGGCUUCUGCUGCUCUAAAAGGUCUAAAAUUCAAUCAUCUGAAAUUUAAAGCCUUACAAUGACUGAAAUAUAUGAAAACAUCACAUACUAGCUCUUAAAUAGGUUUAUGUAAGUCUUAAUUAUGUUAAUUUUCAUUAAAUGCUACUUCAGUCGUGCUUGAAAAUUCGGUUUUAGGAUAAAUGUUUAGGCUUGCGUGCACAGUUUGUAAUGUCUCUGUGUGUUUUAGUUAUUUCUCAGUGAUGUGGAUAUAAGCACACCAAUCUGACAGUAUCUCACUGCACUCAGCUUGACUGUGAAAGACUAUACCUACUGUCCCAGAAGGUAGUUUUUUAGACAAUGUAGUGUUUUGAAGGUUUAUCUAAUUUUCUUCUUCACCUUAUCUUUAACAGGGAAGUGUAACUAAUUCUGGGACUCUGAUAUACCUUCAUAUCUUUUGUACUUGACGUAGGACUUCAAUUUCAUUUAUUAUUCAUUCAUUAUGAAACCUGCAGAAACCCUGCCCUUAUGGGUGAAGUGUUAAAAUAACAGUUUAGCAUCUGUCCCUUAUAUGUCAAUUAUCUUUUUUAGGCUUAGGUCAAAAGGUUUUCUGACAUAUCCUGACAUUAAAACUGUUGCAGACCAGCUGAAGCUUUUACAUUUACUGUUUCUUAAUCUCUGGCUCUAGACUAAUUGUUGGUUUCAUAUAACCACUCUCUUGAAUGUGCGUCUUCACCCUCCUGAUCUCCUCAAAAGAACAUUGUGCUGCUGUGAUUUAUGAAUUGUGUGUGUAUUAUAAACUGCAGAUUUCUUAAAUUGGACCCUGCUCCCUGUUGGAGGACUUCUCCCGUUUUAGAUGCAUGUGAGUUCCCCUGGGAGAGUGAGUCAGGAACAGCACAGAAUUCUAAUAAAAUGUGGGUCAGUGUAAAAAAACGAAUUACACAACUCAUUUUAUUUCAGUGAAUCAAAUUCAGAUCCAGAGUUUAGCUUCUUACAUUAUUAAAAACUUCAAGUCUGUGUUUAAUAAUUUUUUAUUAAGUCAGUCCAUUAACUGACAUAAAUGAAAAAUGACUUAUGAUGGUUGGAUAUGAUGCAAGAUGAAAAGAUAGAGUAAUAAAUGGAAAUGCAUGUUUUUGUGCAGUUUAACAAAGAAACUGCUCAGUCAAAAUAUACAGUGUAAAUCACAAAGUCGUGUUUGUAUGCACAUUGUAAUGUGUCAUUUAAUAAAAUAUAUGCCAGGGAAAGAAAAAAAGAAAAUAUAUUUUGGUAUAAACUUAAAGGUUUGGAUUCAGUAAGUAUUUAAGAAGAAUUUGGUGCUAGCAGUUUUCGGUUAAUAUAAGUAUAAGUAAAAAACACAGUGUAAAUGCUCAGUGACAAGUAAGAGAUCUGUAAAAACAUCAUAGGUAAAAGUAUUCAUCCCUGUAAAAGUUAUAUUUUAUUGGACCUUAUUAUUCAUCCACAAAUGAACAAACAGCAUUGAUCUAAGUCCAAAAAGUGGAACUAAUUUAUACUUAAGAGUUACAGUUUACAGCACACCUCAUGUUUUGCAUGUACUAUAUUUAUCAGCAAAGUACUAUUACCUCAAACUUGUACUUAAAGAACUAGAUGAAGUGUGCCAUGGUACAAUGAAGCACUUGACAAAGAGUAGAACGAUACACUUUAAAUAAUACUUUACAUUCAAUAAACAAUUUCAAUCUCAAUUAAGAUUUUUUGUCAGUUUUGUGUUAUAUAUUUGUACAUAAUAUUACCUGGUGUGGCCAAACCAAAGGCCAACAUUUUCCUGUUCUAUAUUAGAUGCUGAUAUGAGCUGUUAAGGCCUUGACGGGAGUCUGUUGGGAUUCAUUACAAUUUUUUUAAAUGAUUUGCCAACACACCUCAUCGAGAUCAUCAAGAUCAACUUCGGUUGAAACCUUUACUUCCUACCCUCAUUCCUUUGGCCUGUCCUGAACAUGCUCUGAAGAAAUCCAGGUAUUUAUGACUUAAUCACACUGAGCUGCCAGAAAGGUUUGUCACAGACCUCUGCAAGAAAACUAUUCAACCUUUAGAAUAACACAGAGACCCCAGUGGAUUCCUUCAUGUUAAAGGUUAAACAUCCCAACACACUGUGCAGCUUCCUCCGCAGACAGAUGUUUUGAGCUGCAGCCUGUCAACAGGAUUCGAGCUGAGUUGUUUCAGAGGGGGAGUGGAGCCAGAGCUGAUCCACACCUCAGAGAUAGGUUCCAGCGUGUUCGGGCAAGACGCACUGCCUCACUCUGCGUUUCCUUCCUCCUUAUUCUGUACAGAAACCACAGAGCAGCUCUAAUUGCUACAAGUGCCGGGCAGUAUUUUUAGAAAAUAUGAGAAUGCAGGACGAGGCCAAGUGGGGCUCGGAAAAGAGACCACUCGGAGAGAUAAGCGAUCAGCCUCAGCCUCAAGAUGAGAGGAAAGCAGGGCAGAAGAGAACCUUCACCAGGUGGAUGAAUGGGUUUCUGCACAGAUGUGAUCCUCCGCUCGAGGUGCACGACCUGUUCGCAGACAUUCAAGAUGGCAGGAUACUCAUGGCCCUGCUGGAGGAGCUGACCGGGUGCAAACUGCUUUACAGGUUCAGGUCGUCUUCUCAACGCAUUUUCCGACUGAACAACAUUUCCAAGGCCCUGGCGUUCCUAGAUGAUAGACAUGUGAAGCUGCUUGGUGUUGACGCCUCUGGUGUUGCUGAUGGCAUCCCCUCUGUUGUUCUUAACCUUGUCUGGAUCAUCAUCCUGCACUUCCAGGUAAAGGAGGUGACCAGAGGCCUCCACACGCAUUUGUCUUCUAGCCUCUCUUCCUUAUCAGCGAGCGGUUACCCCUCAUCCAGUGACCUCGCUCUCCAGCCAAAUGACAUUGGCAGCUACUCGUGCAAAACCCUGCCAAGCAAAGGCAGAAAAGCUGCCAGGGCGCCAAAGUACCAUGGGAAAGCAAUCAAGUCUCUCCUGCAGUGGGUCCAAAGAUGCACAUCAAAGUUUGGGGUGGAGGUACAUGACUUCGGGAAGAGCUGGAGAAGUGGGCUCGCAUUCCUCGCUGUGAUUAAGUGCAUAGAGCCGGACUUGGUGGACCUGCGGGAGAGUCUGGCCAGGGAGCCAAGGGAAAACCUUCAGCAGGCCUUCACGAUAGCCCACCACAGCUUUGAUAUAACACCUCUACUGGAGCCUGAAGGUGUAAUGUGCCCCUCACCAGAUGAGCAGUCCAUCAUCACCUAUGUGUCUAUGUUCCUGGGGCAUUGUUCAGGCAAAGAUAAGGAUCAAACAACGGACAUUGGAGUUCCUGAUAUCCCAAAUUAUGGUUCCCUUGAGUCAGUGAGAUUCGGAGAGACCCUCGCUGACGACACAGAAGCCCAAGCUUUGCUCAGAGGUUCGGAGGAGAGCAGCGAGCAGCUUCUGUGGAAGCGGUGGGCCAGAAGAUCCCCGGGUGGCCCCCGUGCCACCUCGCUCCACUUGAAUGAUUCAGUUACAUCUCACCUCUCCUCCAGCGACGGAGACAUUGUUUCAUCCUGUUGUCGCCGAAGCAUCACUGAGCAGUCUGAAGGCAGUGCUGCCACCUCGCCAUUCAACAAAAAGAGAGGGCGGCAUAGAAGUGUUUUACAGCCACCCAGUCCUCUAGACGCAGGCGUAGUCAACCCAGCCAUUCGAUCCUGGAUGGAGAAAAGCUCGAAUCAGGUCCACGGCAAGUCGAGAGCGGAUGAGAGUCACUUUUCUUUGAGCUCAGAGGAGGGAAUCUACAGUUUGUCAGUGCUGGACUCAGAUGAGGAGGACGCCUACAGCUACAUCCUGGAUCUGAACAAAGAUGUUUUUCAAAGGGUCGAAGAGGAGACGGUGGAAGAAAUCGACGAGGAGUCAAAGCAUCUGGAAGCAUGUGACAUGUUCAAUGGUCAUGGAGGUUCUGUUGUACAAAAUGCAGGUUUUGAACAAGAAUCUGAAGACAGGUCUCGGUCAGUGGUUCACCGGGAGUUUGAUUUGGACGAAAAUGAAAGUAUGAGAUACAAUCGACCCGUGUUUGACAUGGAGCCAGAGGAUGGGAGCUUCAGAAAAGAGGAGCCUGAGGAGGAAGGAGUUGUUGGAGGACAGGUUCAUGAUUAUGGUGAGGAGGAGAGGGAGAAGGAGACAGAGGAUGUUAGAUUAGUGACACAUGGAUAUGAUAAAACAGAGGCUCUGAUAGAUGAGGCAGAGAUUUGCAAAAUGGCUCCGUUUGAGGAAGACACUGACGGAGGGCUUUCUGUAAAAGUGAGUGAGAAGAUGGAAGUAGACGAGGAGGAGAAAAGAGAAAGUUUAGCAUCAGUUCAGAAAGGGCAGGAUGGAAACUUAGGGAAAGACAAAGGGGAAGAGGGAAAUAUUAUGAAGGAAAAGAAAGGAAAUCAACACAGCGCUGUGACCUUAGUGGGUUUCGGGGUCGGAGUAAAUGAAAUAAUACUAACUAAUGAGGGUGUGAAUGAAAUCCGAGGUGUCAGUGCAGCUAGAAUUCACACACAAGAAGAAAAUGACAGGAAAGACUCUGGCCCCAAAAUGGAGGAUUUAAUCAAGAACUGCGAUGUAGAUAAAACGGAGGCAUCCACUGACAAAGACACAAAUUCAAUGGAUUCUGAGGCAGUUACAAGAGAAGAGGAAGACGACAGGGGACUGAAGAUGAAGAAAUACAAACUCACCGAUGAGAAGACAAUGACGAUAGAACCUCUGGGGGAAACUACUCCAAACAAUGACCCUGAUGGAAGUGUUAACAUUCAUGCUGGUGUUAGCAGUUGGACCUCUAACUCAUUCAGCGGCGAGGGAGGAUUCACUCUUCAGUCUUUAGCCGCCUCUUGUGACAUAACCCCAUUAGAGCUGGAAAUGCUCUUGGUCUUUUGGAUGCUGCUCUACUGCUGCUUCAUCCUACCUCAAAUGAACCUCGGAGCCCCCCUGCUGUAAACCCUCCUUAUUCAGAUAUGCUUAUUAGCCCAGUUUCCACUAAUGAGCCAAACAGGGACACUUAAGGCUGUGUUGACUCUUUAUCUGUGUCGCUAAAUUUCCCUCCAGGCAACAUUUAAUGAUUAUGUUUGCCUCUCUCUGCCAGCAGAUGUAAUUUGUCAUUGGGGCUAUAGUUUCAGAUAAACCGUAACACUGUUUUCUAUUGUUAAACAGAUUUUCAGCUGCCAGCUCCUACACUGCACACAUUAUUAUCCAAGUUUUGUGAGGUGUUUUUUUUGCUGAAUGCGUGUCCAAAAAGUGCUGUUGUUUAUCUGAUUUAUUUCUGUUGCAGAAAUAGUCCACAUGGUGGCAUUGCAGCAUCACAGCGGCAAGUGUCUGGCAUGACAGACUGUCUAUACAGCAUUCUGCCGCCUGCUGAGGGGUCCAUAGGGCCUGCUGUUUAAUUAGAAGCUGUAUCGACAUGGUGAGAUUAAGCUCAUAACAUUUAAUGAGCACUUUGACAUUUCCUAGACUCACUCGUUGUGUUAAAGCAAAAGUUUAUCCACAAUUUAGACGCGUCUCAUGACAUUUUAAUGACUGUAAGAAUAAUAAAGCAGACGUGUAAUA
This is a messenger RNA of Hippoglossus stenolepis (Pacific halibut), 5706 nucleotides long. It is a transcript of the gene clmnb, whose product is annotated as calmin b. Gene Ontology annotation, molecular function: actin filament binding. The transcript is spliced from 10 exons. The record is from RefSeq and is a predicted model, not a curated record. Gene Ontology annotation, biological process: nuclear migration. Gene Ontology annotation, cellular component: meiotic nuclear membrane microtubule tethering complex; nuclear outer membrane; cytoplasm. The coding region runs from base 2524 to 5100 and encodes 858 amino acids. Lineage: Eukaryota; Metazoa; Chordata; Actinopteri; Pleuronectiformes; Pleuronectidae.